AUGUCUUUAGAAAACUUGAGCAAAAUAGAGUGUAGCAGAAUGGGGAAAAAUAAUAGUAGUACUAGUAGUAGUAGUACUACGAGUAAUAGUGGUAGUAAGAAAGAAGAAAGAUUAUUAAAAAUAGCAUUCUUACAUCCAGAUCUUGGUAUUGGAGGAGCUGAAAGAUUGGUUGUUGAUGCAGCACUUGCUCUAAAGUCAAAGGGACACAGUGUCACAAUGUAUACAUCACGUCACGAUCCAAAGAGAUCGUUUAAAGAGACACAUAAUGGAGAACUAGAAGUCAAGGUUGCUGGUGGAUACUUCCCACGUCAUCUAUUUUGGAGAUUCAUGGUCAUCUGUGCAAUCAUUCGUAAUGUAUUGUGUGCAUUGUCUAUCAUCUUUGGCAAGACAAAGUAUGACGUUGUCGUCAUUGAUCAAAUAUCUGCAUCGAUUCCUCUCUUUAAAUUAUUGUCACGUUCAAGAGUACUCUUUUACUGUCAUUUCCCAGACAAGUUGUUGACUAGUCGUACAUCUCUUCUCAAGAAACUGUAUCGUGUGCCAGUCGAUUGGUUCGAAGAAUACACUACGAGUUGGGCCGACAGAACCGUUGUCAAUAGCAACUUUACAGCAUCCAUCUUUAAAGAAUCUUUCAAAUCAAUUCACAAUCUUCCAUCGGUUCUCUAUCCCUCUUUAAAUCUUAAACAAUAUGAUGAAACUAAACCAUCAAAUGAAGGUUUAUCUUUUAUUCCAAAAGACAAAAAGAUAAUAUUAUCAAUUAAUAGAUAUGAAAGAAAAAAGAAUUUAUUAUUGGCAUUGGAUGCAUUCAAAGAGUUGCGUGAUAAAUUACAAGGUGAUAAUAAUGUUGAUCAAUAUCAUGUAGUUAUUGCUGGUGGUUAUGAUCCUGGAUUAAAAGAGAAUGUUGAACAUUUACAAGAGUUGAAACAACGUUGUCAAGAGUUGGGUAUCAGUGAUCAUGUAUCGUUUGUCUGUUCAUUCAACGAGGAACAGAGAUCAUGGUUGUUGAGAAACUCUAUCUGUCUUGUUUACACUCCAUCCAACGAACACUUUGGCAUUACACCACUUGAAGGUAUGUAUAUGCGUCUUCCAGUGGUCGCCGUAAACAGUGGUGGUCCACUCGAAACUGUAAAGAAUGGUGUCACUGGUUAUCUUUGUAAUCCAACUCCAAAGGAUUUCUCUACUGCAUUUUAUAAAAUUGUUAAAGCUAAUUCAAAGGAAAUGGGUAAUGAAGGUAGAAAAUGGGUAGAGAAGAGUUUCUCUUUCCAACAAUUUGCAAAUUCUCUAGAUGAUAUUGUAUUAUCUAUAUAA
Cavenderia fasciculata is the source of this 1305-nucleotide messenger RNA. RefSeq names its product glycosyltransferase (gene alg2). The record is from RefSeq and is a predicted model, not a curated record. Gene Ontology annotation, molecular function: alpha-1,3-mannosyltransferase activity; GDP-Man:Man(1)GlcNAc(2)-PP-Dol alpha-1,3-mannosyltransferase activity. The transcript has 4 exons. Bases 1 to 1305 code for a protein of 434 amino acids. Lineage: Eukaryota; Evosea; Eumycetozoa; Acytosteliales; Cavenderiaceae.